Cryptomeria japonica (Japanese cedar) is the source of this 1013-nucleotide messenger RNA. RefSeq lists its product as uncharacterized. The coding region runs from base 270 to 707 and encodes 145 amino acids. Lineage: Eukaryota; Viridiplantae; Streptophyta; Pinopsida; Cupressales; Cupressaceae. The transcript has a single exon. The record is from RefSeq and is a predicted model, not a curated record.
AACACAACACCCACACAACGUGCCGCCAAUCUCUCCAUUCCAAGAUAAACAAAUGUCCCCAGCCGCCUAUUAACUCAUGCCAGCUACCCACCAGACUAUACACCUAUCUCAUUAAGAAUCCCCCUUCAAUUCUUUAUGCCCCCACCCAAAAAAUUCCCCUAAUUUUUCUAUAUAUAUCCCCCCUGGAUCGACUUUUCUAGAUAGAAGUGAACUUGAAUUGCUUACAAGUCAAUUGAAGUUGCUCUGUAAUCUGCCAAAAAUCUGCAGCCAUGGCCAUGCAAGUAGCAGGAGAUCAGAGAGCAGGAGCAGAGGUUUACUAUGGGAGCGAAGCCUGCAAGGCGAAAUCUGUGGAACUUCUGGAAUUGAUGGGUCUUCCAAAGGGCCUUUUGCCCCUUGAAGAGCUUGAAGAAUCUGGGUAUGUGAAGGAGACUGGUUAUGUCUGGCUGAAGCAGAAGAAGAAAGUAGAUCACCGAUUCAAGAAGAUCGGCAAGACGGUGUCGUAUGCCCCUGAAAUCACCGCCUAUGUGGAGAAGCACAAGAUGAAGAAGCUCACUGGGGUUAAGAGCAAGGAGAUUCUGCUCUGGGUUACUAUCUGUGAGAUUUCUAUUGACGAAAAUUCGUCUGAGAAGAUCUAUUUCAAGAGCUCUACUGGGAUUGGGAGAAGUUUUCCUGUAAGUGCUUUUGAGCUUGAGGAGGAGAAGGAUUAGGGUUAAUUUAGGGCUUUGUUUUUUUGCUUUCUUUUGGGGCAUUUUUUGGUGCCGACAAUAAUGACUGAUAAAUACAGCUAGAAUCUGAAAUUUUAUGGAUUUGGGUAGUUGUGUUACUAUAUUUCGUGAAGUGUUUUGAACUUCUGUGCAAACCGUUGCUUAGACUGCAGUGCAUGAUACUGUUAUUUACAAUUUAUGCUCUGCAAAUCGAUAUUAUUACCGAUUUGAUCUGUUAGUGCCAUUUUGUAUAUGAUGGAAGGAAAUUAAUCUGGGAGAUCAAAUGGACUCUCUAUCUUCUUUGGUAGA